CACUUCCCUGACUGCUUAGACAGCAGUGAUGAGAAAGGAUGUGGCAUUAAUGAGUGCAAUGACCCUACGCUCAGUGGUUGUAACCAAAAACUGCACAGAUACCUUAACCAGUUUCUAUUGUUCUUGUAACCCUGGUUACAAGCUGUUGUCUGACAAGAGGACUUGUGUUGAUAUUGAUGAAUGCAAGGAGACACCCUUCAUCUGUAGCCAAAAGUGUGAGAACUUACCUGGCACUUACAUCUGCAAAUGUGCCCCAGGCUACAUCCGUGAGCCAGACGGAAAGACCUGCCGGCAGAACAGCAACAUCGGCCUGAUCUCAUUUUUAGCAACCGUUACUAUUUGA
Molecule: messenger RNA, 343 nt
Organism: Capra hircus (goat)
Lineage: Eukaryota; Metazoa; Chordata; Mammalia; Artiodactyla; Bovidae
Product: low-density lipoprotein receptor-related protein 2-like
Exons: 2
Coding region: 29-343 (104 amino acids)
Molecular function (GO): calcium ion binding
Source: RefSeq, a predicted model, not a curated record